This is a messenger RNA of Zychaea mexicana, 1062 nucleotides long. RefSeq names its product autophagocytosis associated protein. Gene Ontology annotation, biological process: nucleophagy; autophagosome assembly; autophagy of mitochondrion. Gene Ontology annotation, cellular component: cytosol; cytoplasmic ubiquitin ligase complex. The record is from RefSeq and is a predicted model, not a curated record. The transcript is spliced from 7 exons. Gene Ontology annotation, molecular function: Atg8-family ligase activity. The coding region runs from base 77 to 820 and encodes 247 amino acids. Lineage: Eukaryota; Fungi; Mucoromycota; Mucoromycetes; Mucorales; Lichtheimiaceae.
GGCACUCUCUCCCACUCCUAAACACUCUACUUAUACGUAAUAGAUCUCUUCACAUACAGACGAACGCAAACAAACCAUGUCAGUUCGAGACGUAUACAGCAAUCUUUAUUCCACAUUUCACUCUGUGCGAGAAAGCCUUAUCCCUGUUUUAAAGAAUUCCAAAUUUAAAGAAACAGGUUGUCUGACUCCUGAAGAGUUCGUUGCCGCAGGUGAAUUUCUUGUCUACAAGUGCCCAACCUGGUCUUGGGAAUCUGGUUUACCCGAGAAAAACAGAGACUAUUUGCCAAAGGAUAAGCAGUUUCUUGUAACACGUAACGUGCCAUGUCUUCGUCGUGCGAAACAAAUGGAGCUUACCGGCGAUGAAGGAGACACUCGUCAAGUAGAUGCAGAAGGAGAUGACGAAAAGGACGAAGACGGGUGGAUGUACACGCAUAGCUCACGAGUGACCAAGACGAUGGACGAAAUUGCUCAAACAAUCAUGGACGAUGAAGAGGAAGAAGAAAAGUUAAAGCAGAAUAUGGAAGCGCUGAAUCUGGAUAGAGAGAAACAAGUGCCAUUGGAUGAGAUUCCGGAUAUGGACGACAUUCCGGAUAUUGAAGAUGAUCUAGUCGUUGAGGAGGAUGACCCGGCUAUUGCGCAAGGACCACAAGACGAUGCUAAACCGGGUGAUAAUGACAAGAUUCUUCAAGUGCGCACCUAUGACGUAUUCAUCACAUAUGACAAGUAUUACCAGACUCCAAGAAUGUGGUUGUUUGGCUACGAUGAGGUACAAAAAGCCUGUUGUUGUCAGUGUUGUUGUUGUUGUUGCCGUUUCACGUGAAUUCAUACUUUAAUCUUACACGUAUUAUUCAAAAAAGCAACGUCGUCCCUUGCCAUCCAGUCGUGUGUUUGAAGAUGUCGCGCAAGACUAUGUUAAAAAGACAGUGACGAUUGACACACAUCCACAUUUGAAUAUGAACCUUGCAUCGAUCCAUCCUUGCAAGCACGCCGAAGUGAUGCAAAAGAUCAUUGAGCGUAUGGGAGACGGUGUCUCGGCAGGGUUAGCCGAAAAGGGCCAAGAAA